AUGCUCUUCCUAGGAAGAUGCAAUCAACUUCUUCAACAGCUAACAGUAGCAGCCACCAUUGGUUUCCGGUUCUAUUCUUCAGAUUUGGAGUUUGAAAUCAAGAAAAUUACUAAAAUCAUCAACGACCAUCCUUUUCCAGAUCAACCCAUUCAUCCAAAGCUUUCCCAAAUUAUCCCUUCAACCACCAUUUCAACUUCCUUUGUGGAAAAUGUUCUUGGCCAUCUCUUUGCAUCCCACUCUAAUGGCCUUAAAGCCUUUGAAUUCUUCAAAUUCUCCCUCCAGUUUUCCCAAUUUUGUCCCACUUCAGAUGCAUUUGAAAAAACACUUCAUAUAUUAACUCGAAUGAGAAAUUUCAACAAGGCGUGGGAGUUGAUAGAAGAAAUUCACAAAACGCACCCUUCCUUGCUUACCCUCAAAUCCAUGAGCAUCAUGUUAUCAAUAAUUGCAAAGUUUCAAUCUUUUGAAGAAACCCUUGAAGCAUUUCAGAAAAUGGAGGAUAAAUUUUCUGAUCACAAGCAAUUUGGUACAGAAGAAUUCAAUCUUCUCCUUCGAGCAUUCUGCACACAGAGGCAAAUGAAGGAAGCGAAGUCAGUAUUCAACAAGCUAUAUUCCCGAUUCUCCCCCACCACCAAAACAAUGAAUAUUUUGCUUCUUGGAUUUAAAGAAUCUGGUGAUGUCACUUCUGUAGAGCUUUUCUACCAUGAGAUGAUUCAAAGAGGUUUCAAGCCCAACAUUGUAACUUACAACAUCAUAAUUGAUUCUUACUGCAAAAGAGGUCGUUUUCUAGAUGGGUUAAAACUUCUUGAAGAAAUUGAACAAGCAAACUACUUGCCUACGCUAAAGACACUAACCACUUUGAUCCAUGGAGCAGGAAUUGCUCACAACACAACCUAUGCACAACAACUGUUAGAUGAAAUGUCUAAGAGAAACUUUGAUAAGCCCAACUAA
Lactuca sativa (garden lettuce) is the source of this 948-nucleotide messenger RNA. RefSeq names its product pentatricopeptide repeat-containing protein At3g61360. Lineage: Eukaryota; Viridiplantae; Streptophyta; Magnoliopsida; Asterales; Asteraceae. The record is from RefSeq and is a predicted model, not a curated record. Gene Ontology annotation, molecular function: protein binding.